UCGUGAGUGGACAAAAUUGGAUAUUUUUGACAACAAGAAAAAGACGAAGAAGAAACGAAAAUGAGGAAAUCGUUAACCUCAGCGACCUCCCGCCGGACAUCACGCUGAACACUUUCAUCCGGGAGCACGCCCAAUUGACGGCCACCAAGUUCAUGUGCCUGGAAGGAGGAUGUGGGGCCUGUGUCUGUGCUGUGAGCGAUGGGCAGAGCACCUGGACCGUCAAUUCGUGCCUCAAGCUGCUGAAUACCUGCGCCCAGCUGGAGAUCGUUACCUGCGAGGGAUUGGGCAACCAGCAGAGCGGCUACCAUCCCAUCCAGAAGCGGCUGGCCAAGAUGAAUGGCACCCAGUGUGGCUACUGCUCACCGGGAUUCGUGAUGAACAUGUACGGCCUGAUGGAGCAGCACGGGGGAAGAGUGACCAUGUCGGAGGUGGAGAACGCCUUUGGGGGCAACAUUUGUCGCUGCACCGGCUAUCGUCCUAUUCUGGAUGCCAUGAAGUCCUUUGCCGUGGACAGCAACAUUCUGGUUCCCAAGGAGUGUGUUGACAUUGAGGAUCUGGACCUAAAGGCCCGCAACUGUCCGAAGACGGGAGGAGUCUGUAAGGGUAAGUGCAGCGGACAGCGAUCCAAACUAAUCUACGAGGAUGGACAUCAAUGGUAUUGGCCAAGCACCUUGGCAGAGGUAUUUGAGGCGUUGGACAAUGUCGAGGACUCGGAAGAGUUCAUGUUAGUGGGAGGCAACACUGCCCAUGGUGUCUAUAGGAGAUCUCCCGAUAUUAAGCACUUUAUCGACCUGAGUGGAGUAGAGGAACUGCAUCAGCACAGCUCUGAAAGGGACAAACUGACUUUGGGAGCAAAUCUUAAUCUGACAGAGACCAUGGAGAUACUUCGUUCGACGUCAAAGCAAUCGGGUUUCGAAUAUCUAGAGGUUCUGUGUAAUCAUAUAGACCUUGUGGCCAAUGUUCCAGUUCGCAAUUCUGGAACUUUGGCGGGCAAUAUUUCAACGAAAAAACAACACCCUGAGUUCCCAUCGGAUAUCUUUAUAUCCUUUGAGGCAUUGGAUGUACAAGUGAUGGCUCUGAAAAGUAUUGGAGAUGAGAGGGAAAUGUCUCUGGAGGAAUUUCUAAAGGAUAACGACAGAAAUAUUGUGCUUAAGGCAUUUAUACUGCCUGCUUAUCCGAAGGAUAAGUAUAUCUACGACUCCUACAAGAUCAUGCCUCGUGCCCAGAAUGCCCAUGCCUAUGUGAAUGCCGCUUUUCUUCUGGAACUUGAUUCUGACUCAAAGGUAGAGUCCGCUCGGAUUUGCUUUGGCGGAAUCCGUCCAGACUUUGUCCAUGCCUCAAUCAUUGAAGAGUUGAUGGUGGGACACAGUCCCUACGAACCUAAUCUGGUGCAGCAGACAUUUAGCAAGCUGGAAAACCUGAUCAAGCCAGAUGAGGUUCUUCCCGAUGCCAGUCCCGCCUAUCGUUCAAUGUUGGCCUGUGGACUCCUUUACAAGUUUCUUCUGAAACAUGCUCCCAUGGCGGAUGUUAGUGCAAAGUUCAAGAGUGGCGGCGAGCUGCUACAGCGGCCGCUCUCCUCCGGCUUGCAGCUCUUCCAGACCCAGAAAAGCACCUAUCCGGUCACGCAAGCAGUGCAGAAAUUGGAGGGCAUGAUCCAAUGCUCUGGAGAAGCCACCUACAUGAACGAUGUGCUGACCACAUCCAACACGGUCUACUGCUCCUUUGUGGGGGCCACUAAAGUGGGAGCCACCAUUGAUCAAAUCGAUGCUUCGGAAGCUCUCCAGCACCCCGGAGUAGUGGCAUUUUACACUGCAAAGGAUAUUCCCGGAACGAACACCUUCUGUGAAACAAGCUUUGGUUACGAGGCGGAGGAGAUAUUCUGUUCAGGAUUUGUUCGUUACUCCGAACAGCCAGCUGGUGUAGUCGUGGCCCUCACUGCUGACCAAGCUCAACGGGCUGCCAAGCUAGUGAAGAUCAGCUACAGUAAUCCUAGUUACGACUUUAGGCUGCAGUGCACCCUGAAGCAUGUAUUCUCUAGCGGAACUCCAGAUCCGUCUCGCAUCCUGCCCUUGGCUAUAUCAAAGCUGCAGGAGGUGACAUUCUCUGACAAACCCGAUGUGGAGGUCAGGGGCAUCUUCGAAAUGGGUCUGCAGUAUCACUUUACCAUGGAGCCCCAGACAACGGUGGUCAUUCCCUUUGAAGAUGGACUCAAGGUCUUCUCGGCCACCCAAUGGAUGGACCAGACGCAGGCUGUGAUUGCACAUGCGCUUCAGAUGAAGGCCAAGGAUGUGCAACUUCAGGUCCGCCGUCUGGGCGGUGGCUAUGGCUGCAAAAUCUCCCGAGGAAACCAGGUGGCCUGUGCCGCCUCCUUGGCUGCCCGAAAGUUGAAUCGUCCUGUUCGCUUCGUCCAAAGCCUCGAGUCCAUGAUGGAUUGCAAUGGCAAGCGUUGGGCCUGUCGAUCCGAAUAUCAAUGCCACGUCAAGUCCAACGGUAGAAUAGUCGGGUUGUCCAACGAUUUCUUUGAGGACGCUGGCUGGAAUGCAAACGAGAGUCCUGUGCAAGGACACUCCACUUUCACGGCAGCGAAUUGCUACGAGUUUACCGAUAGCAACUUUAAGCUAAGUGGACAUGCAGUACUCACAGAUGCCCCCAGUUCCACCUGGUGUCGUGCUCCGGGUUCUGUGGAGGGCAUUGCCAUGAUGGAGAACAUCAUUGAGCAUGUGGCAUUUGAGAUCCAAAAGGAUUCUGCUGAGGUCCGCUUGGCUAACAUCAGCAAGAAGAGCAAGAUGUCAACUGUGCUGCAGGAAUUUCUCAAGUCGAGGGAGUAUUACGGCCGAAAAAAGGAGAUUGAGAGUCACAAUGCAAACAACCGAUGGAUAAAACGCGGCCUGGGCCUGUCCGUGAUGAACUUCCCUGUCAUUUACAUUGGACAGUUUCCGGCCACAGUGGCCAUCUACCAUGUGGAUGGUACAGUUGUGGUUACGCAUGGUGGAAUAGAAAUGGGACAAGGUAUGAAUACGAAGGUGGCUCAGGUGGCUGCGUACACCCUUGGCAUCGACUUGAGCUACAUCAAGGUGGAAUCUUCGGACACCUUAAACGGAGCCAACUCGAUGGUCACUGGCUAUGCCAUUGGCAGUGAGAGUGUUUGCUAUGCGGUUCGCAAGAUCUGCGAGACCCUCAAUGCCCGCUUGAAGCCGGUGAAGAAGGCCAGGGCCAGUUGGUUGGACACCGUGGAAGGUGCUCAUGCCCAGUCCAUCAAUCUGGUGGCCUCGGAUCACUACAAGACCGGUGACAUGCAAAACUAUCAUGUGCUAGGACUGGCUCUCACCGAAGUGGAAAUGGAUGUGCUCACGGGAAACAUUCUGAUCCGGCGAGUGGACAUCUUAGAAGAUGCAGGUGAAAGCCUAAGCCCCUGGAUCGACGUGGGCCAAGUGGAGGGUGCCUUUGUCAUGGGCCUGGGCUACUGGCUCAGCGAACUGCUCAUUUACGAGGGUGACAAUGGUCGCCUGCUGACCAAUCGCACCUGGAACUACAAGCCUCUGGGGGCCAAGGAUAUUCCCAUUGAUUUUCGCGUGGAACUGGUGCACAGUCAGCGGCCCAGUGGAGCUGGAUUUAUGGGCUCAAAAACUACUGGGGAACCUCCAUGCUGUUUAGCAGUCAGCGUGAUAUUUGCCCUGCAGCAGGCUCUGCAAUCUGCCCGCCAGGAUGCAGGCUUAACGCGGGAAUGGCUUCGCCUGGGGGCACCCACAACACCAGAGACCUUGUUGCUUAACGCAGGUCACCAAGUGGCAGAAUUUAAGCUAAAGUAG
Messenger RNA from Drosophila serrata, 3809 nucleotides. RefSeq lists its product as uncharacterized. The record is from RefSeq and is a predicted model, not a curated record. Gene Ontology annotation, molecular function: iron ion binding; 2 iron, 2 sulfur cluster binding; oxidoreductase activity. NCBI's taxonomy places the organism in Eukaryota, Metazoa, Arthropoda, Insecta, Diptera, Drosophilidae.